AUGCGCACCCGUAUCUCUACGGAUUCCCAUGGUGUGUAUCAGACUCUAUGUCCUCUUGCUCUCAAGAAGCAACCAUUUCGCAGAUAUAAAGGAGAAGGAUUGACGUUAACAACCAUCCUGUCAUCGCUCAAUCACGCAGCACAAGCAAGUGAGUGGCAAGCAGCAGCCCUGCUACAGACUCCUAAGGAAGUGUGGGAUCACCGCGGCGAACUCACGGAGUAUCAGGUUUGGGUGAGUUAUCGGAUCGCCGUCAGGCAACUGAACCUGUACCACAGCGAUCGAGCACGCGACAAUAGUUGCCGCAAGCUGCUAGAUUGCCAAGGUCAGAAGGAAACGAUGGAGCACCUUUUUUGGGAAUGUCCUUGUGCUCAAGUUUGCUGGCAAAAGCUAAUUUGUCACUGGACAGGAGUACGUUGGGCUCAGGAUAAUAUUCCAGCUUUCCUGGUGCACUGCGCUAAGCGAGAAGCUCCAACCCUAUCGAAGAAAACGAAGCAAUGGCUCGCACAGGAACACCCAGACGACGUCGACGCAUUCACCAACGAGUGGAAGCGCAUAUGGCGCAUCUUGAGCAGCAUUUGUGUCACCCACCUGUCGAUACAACGAAACCGAGCAGUCUACCAGCAUGAAGUGGUGACCAUAGCUGGCAGCGUGCACGAGUUCUGGAAACCAGGGCUACGGCAGCUACGGGCACUCGCAAAGCGGGAAUGCAGGCGAGUAGACUCCAAAAUUCAAGGCACCCGUCUUCUGUUUUGCCUACGCAAAUUAGCAAGACAACCAAGCCCCGUACAACCACCGGACCGAUACAAGGCACCGGCGUUGCUAACCAGGCUUAGAUUAUACCAGACAUCUUGCAACAGAUAA
Molecule: messenger RNA, 861 nt
Organism: Phytophthora sojae
Lineage: Eukaryota; Oomycota; Peronosporomycetes; Peronosporales; Peronosporaceae
Exons: 1
Coding region: 1-861 (286 amino acids)
Source: RefSeq, a predicted model, not a curated record